Messenger RNA from Myotis myotis, 2415 nucleotides. RefSeq names its product chromosome unknown C2orf74 homolog (gene DEMA1). Lineage: Eukaryota; Metazoa; Chordata; Mammalia; Chiroptera; Vespertilionidae. The transcript is spliced from 5 exons. Bases 1451 to 1936 code for a protein of 161 amino acids. The record is from RefSeq and is a predicted model, not a curated record.
AAAUGCUGACACGUCGAGCUCAAAAGGUUCGCCAUUACUGACCUCGUCAGUCCAGCACUGCUCUGCACCACACACACUCAAAUUUAAGUAAGGGGAUGGGCCCUUUCCCCCUUUUUUAUUUAAGUAUAACUUCCACACAGUAGAGGGCAUGAAGUGUACUAAUCUUAAGUACACAAAUUUAAUGGAUUUUUACAUAUGUUUAACUCAGUGUAACCACCAGUAACUAGAUAUAAAAUCUCCCAGAAAAACCUGUGUGUCCAUGAGGCAUGAGAAGACUUGAACUCAAGCCUCAGUUGGACAGCAGUGUAUCUGAGCCUUCAUCUCAGAGCCUUGGCUGGAGAACGCUUCAUCCAGGAACCUGCUGACUGCUGAGUGGCUCAGAGGUUCACAUUCUGCAGAAUCAGCCUUGCCUGAGCCCUUCAGUAAACUACACUUGUGCUCACACACACACACACACACACACUUACUAAAUAUUUAUGGAAUUUCAGGUCCUGACUUGGUGGAGUAUACAAAGGUAAAGAAGCCAUAGUCCUUGCCUUUCUGGGAGGUAGCCAGUGUCGCUGCAGCCCAGAGACCCCUCAGCUCACCUUUGACUUUUAUAGAUGUGAUUGGCAGCAGCUACCAUACUCCUUUGUACCUUCCUUUUCUCAGAAAAUCCUAGCUCUGCCCUCCCUUGUCCUGGGCACCGCUCACUCACCUGAAGUUAGGGUGCGUCAGGGGUCAUCGCUGCUCUGGUCAGCUCAGCCAGGGCCUCUAGAGCUGCCAGUGCUUGGGAAGUAGGCCCAUUGCUGUGGGAUGAGGAGGAUAUGGGCUAUGCGGUCUGGAGAGAAUGCUACUAGGAGGUGAGUUGAUUACCAGCCUCAGGGCUACAAAGCAGGACUUUAUAAGGAGGAAGCGGACUGAUGGUUUAUGGUCUGUGAAAAAAGCAGUGAGUUUAGCAGGCUCCGGUGAAAGGAAGGAAGGAUGGCAUGGUUUUAAGAAGAGGAAGAAAAUCCUUGUCCAAAGAGUGGCCAAGAUGGUGUCAGGUGACCUCCACCCCCACCGUCUCAGAGGAGAGGACUGACAGACAGCAGCCCAGAGGAGAGCUCUGUGGAUUUCCUGAUUCCAGGUGAUGGGUGGGGUUGGGCUGGGCUCCAGUCCCUCUAACCCAAUGGUUCCAUGAGUCUGUGAUGUCACUGAAGAGAGAAGAGAGGGUAGCGGGGCUCAGCUGCAGAUGCCCCAGUGCCUCUCUCCUUAGAUUCGGAUAGUUUGGGGGAUGAGGGGCGGUGAGCUGAGGGAGCACACAGCAGAGCAUCUUUUACAAAGCUGGCCAGAAGAACAAUGAAAACAGCCUUUAGUUCUUCUGUUUCUAGAAAACUUAAAGAACAAGAGAUCGACAUUCAAACUGAACUGAAAAGGAAUAUUUGGACAAACCGUGAUUGCGAGAGUGGAUAAGUCUCUAGCUGAGCCUAUGAGCUCUGACACCAUAGCAAUCAUCUUCGUCAUCCUCCUCCUCAUUUGCUUUACUUCCAUCCUCUUUUUAUUGAUGCUGUUUUUAUAUAAAUGUUUCCAAAGCAGGAAAACUGAAGAGACAGAAAACGGUCCUUGUGAAGAUUGUUUAACUGAUAAUGUGCAGACAAGCAAACCAGGAGACCAAGAAAAUAAUCUAAAGCAAAUCAUGAGGCCUGGCAUCCUUGUCCACAGACUGAGUAAAGAAAUGGUGGCUGCAUACUUGAAAAACAACGAGGACAUAGAGGGCAGAGUGGAGGAGAACAGUCCAAAGGACGCUGAUUUGCAAGGAGCACACAUAUCUGUCACUGGAACCCCUUCAGUUACUGACAUCAGCAAAAGACCUUUAAAAGAAGUGACGUUUUCUAGGGAGGUGAUUGUUGUGGAUCUCGGGGAGAAACACCCUGCACCGCAAAGCCAUAUUCAAGAACAUAAAGAGAGAAAAUGAAGGUCAGAAAAGGCUGAGAGUGAAAGCAAUGUAACUUGAGACUAGCAGUGCAAUGACUGGGGGUAUGAAAUCAUGUUGAAACGGCAAAAUAAUGGAGAAUUAAGCAACUACAAAUAACAUUUUAUCUUUGUGCAGAAAGAAGUGGGCUACAUGCAAAAUUCUGUAAGCAAAAUACCCAGAACUUGAAUAUAAUGUGUGUGUUUUUAAACACAAAUCCGAGUUCAAGAAAUUGAUUAUAUUAAGUGUCCUUGCAACUCAGUCUACUCAAACACUGCCUAACCUAUGAAUAAAGUUACUUUGUGCAGUUAUCUUAGGUGAAUGGUAUUCAAAGUAACGUUGGAAACAGCACAUGUCCUUGAUGACCAUGGACAUUCAUGGCCAAAACCGUUCCCACCAUCAUCAAGGAAACCUCCAAUAACUAGGUCUAGAAUCCCUUACCAUACAAUCCCUACUGCACUCAGUUCUGAAACCGUUCUUGU